Molecule: messenger RNA, 6779 nt
Organism: Oncorhynchus masou masou (cherry salmon)
Lineage: Eukaryota; Metazoa; Chordata; Actinopteri; Salmoniformes; Salmonidae
Product: voltage-dependent L-type calcium channel subunit alpha-1D-like
Exons: 51
Coding region: 155-6718 (2187 amino acids)
Biological process (GO): calcium ion import across plasma membrane
Cellular component (GO): membrane; voltage-gated calcium channel complex
Molecular function (GO): high voltage-gated calcium channel activity
Source: RefSeq, a predicted model, not a curated record
UCCGGCUCACACAAACCAAGGCUCGUGCAAGGCAAUUUACGUACUACUUACUUUCUUACUGUCGUACUUUUAAUACACAUACAUUUCCUGUUGAUUCGUUGUAGAAUGUGGACACUAAACGGCGUCGAGUGGCCUCAAAGAAGAGGGAGAUGAUAUGGCGUUCACUGUCAUGGUUCGAAGACACCGGGGGGCACAAUAUGCCAGCAGCACCAGAGCCCCUCCCCCUGGUGAUACGCCGGCCCUCUGGUCAGAAAACCCCUCCCAGCCCGAGUCCUGCCCCCAGACCGGCACUAUCUCCUGGCAGGCCGAGGUCCAUGCUGCUCGUAACUCCCAGGGCGACGUCUCCCAGAGCAUGAGCGCCCGCAACUCUGUCCCUGGGGCCACGCCUGCACCGGUCGGCUCGUUGUCACAGAGGAAGAGGCAACAGUACGCCAAGAGCAAGAAGCAGGGCGGCUCCACCAACAGCAGGCCGCCCAGGGCCCUGUUCUGCCUCACCCUCAACAAUCCCAUCCGCAGAGCCUGCAUCAGCCUUGUGGAGUGGAAACCGUUUGAUAUCUUUAUACUGCUCUCUAUUUUUGCCAACUGUGUGGCCUUAGCUGUUUACAUCCCCUUCCCUGAGGACGACUCCAACUCCACCAACCACGACCUGGAAACAGUAGAAUAUGCCUUCCUGAUCAUCUUUACGAUAGAGACCUUUCUGAAGAUCAUAGCGUAUGGUUUAGUCAUGCAUCAGAACUCCUACGUAAGGAAUGGCUGGAACAUGCUAGAUUUUGUCAUUGUCAUAGUAGGGUUGUUCAGUGUAGUUCUGGAGGUGAUAACCAAAGAGGGUGAUGCGGGGGCUCAGGGGGGUAAACCAGGAGGCUUUGACGUCAAGGCCCUCCGAGCAUUCCGUGUGCUUCGCCCCCUCCGUCUUGUCUCAGGAGUACCCAGUUUACAGGUAGUGUUGAACGCCAUCAUUAAAGCCAUGGUUCCUCUGCUCCACAUCGCUCUGCUAGUCCUCUUCGUCAUCAUCAUCUAUGCCAUCAUCGGCCUGGAACUCUUCAUCGGCAAGAUGCACGCCACUUGCUACCUGGUGGGCACCGGCAUUCUGGCAGAGGAGGAGCCUGUUCCGUGUGCAAUGUCAGGCCAUGGGCGCCAGUGCAUGAUGAAUGGGACUGUGUGUAGAGAGGGAUGGCAUGGCCCCAACGGUGGCAUCACCAACUUUGACAACUUCCUGUUUGCCAUGCUUACUGUUUUCCAGUGUAUCACCAUGGAGGGCUGGACUGAUGUUCUCUACUGGAUGAAUGAUGCCAUGGGCUUUGAGUUGCCCUGGGUUUACUUCGUCAGUCUAGUCAUCUUCGGCUCCUUCUUUGUUCUCAACCUAGUUCUGGGAGUUUUAAGCGGAGAGUUUUCCAAGGAGAGAGAGAAGGCCAAGGCUCGUGGAGACUUCCAGAAGCUGAGAGAGAAGCAGCAGCUGGAGGAGGAUCUGAAGGGCUACCUGGACUGGAUCACUCAGGCCGAGGACAUCGACCCUGAGAAUGACGAGGAGGGGGACGAGGAGUGGGGAAAACGCAUCCGCGUGACACUGGCUGACCUAACGGAGAAGAAGAAAGGGAAGUUUGGCUGGUUCAGCCAGUCCACAGAGACACAGGCAAGCAAGCCCGCCAGCGAGACAGAGUCUGUGAACACUGACAACCCCAACGGAGAGGACGAUAAGGCUAACUGCUGUGGACCACUCUGUCGGCGAUGGCGUCGCUGGAACCGGUUCUGCCGCAGGAAGUGUCGUGUUGCCGUGAAGUCAGUGUCUUUCUAUUGGCUGGUGAUCAUCCUGGUGUUUCUCAACACGCUCACCAUCUCGUCAGAGCACUACAACCAGCCUGACUGGCUCACGGAAGUACAGGAUGUGGCAAACAAGGUUCUGCUGGCUCUGUUUACGUGUGAGAUGCUGGUGAAGAUGUAUAGUCUGGGCCUGCAGGCCUACUUCGUGUCUCUGUUCAACCGCUUCGACUGCUUCGUGGUGUGUGGCGGCAUCGUGGAGACCAUCCUGGUGGAGCUGGCCAUCAUGUCUCCCCUGGGCAUCUCUGUGUUCCGUUGUGUUCGCCUGCUACGCAUCUUCAAGGUCACACGCCACUGGGCAUCUCUCAGUAACCUGGUGGCAUCGCUGCUCAACUCAAUGAAGUCCAUCGCCUCCCUCCUGCUCCUGCUCUUCCUCUUCAUCAUCAUCUUCUCUCUGUUGGGCAUGCAGCUCUUCGGCGGCAAGUUCAACUUCGACGAGACGAUAACUAAGAGGAGCACCUUCGACAACUUCCCCCAGGCACUACUCACAGUGUUUCAGAUCCUGACAGGCGAGGAUUGGAACGCUGUGAUGUAUGACGGCAUCAUGGCAUACGGUGGACCCUUCUCCUCAGGCAUGGUCGUCUGCAUCUACUUCAUCAUCCUCUUUGUCUGUGGAAACUACAUCCUGCUGAACGUCUUCUUGGCCAUCGCCGUUGACAACCUGGCAGAUGCAGAGAGCCUGAACUCAGCCCAAAAAGAGGAAGAGGAGGAGAAGGAGAGGAAGAAGAGUGCCAGAGAUGACACUGAUAAGAUGGAGGAGUUGAAACCUGAGGACCAGGAUGGGGAUCUCAAGGUUCCACUGGAGGAGGAAGAGGAGAAGGAGCCGUAUCCCACUCCAGACACUCCAGUUGGUGAUGAUGACAAUGAUGAUGAUAAUCUGCCAGAGGUUCCGGUUGGGCCACGCCCUCAAAGGCUGUCAGACCUCAGCAUCAAGGAGAAGACUCCGCCCAUCCCUGAGGGCAGUGCUUUCUUCAUCUUCAGCCACACUAACCCGGUCCGGGUGGCCUGCCACAAGCUGAUCAACCACCACAUCUUCACCAACCUCAUCCUGGUCUUCAUCAUGCUGAGCUCUGUGUCUCUGGCUGCUGAGGACCCCAUACGGAACUUCUCUGCACGCAACAUCAUACUUGGUUAUUUUGACUAUGCUUUCACGGCAAUCUUUACUGUUGAGAUCCUAUUGAAGAUCCUAGGCUAUGCAGAUUAUGUCUUCACUAGUAUAUUUACCUUUGAGAUCCUGUUGAAGAUGACAGCGUUUGGGGCUUUCCUCCAUAAAGGAGCCUUCUGCAGGAACUACUUCAACCUGCUGGACCUACUGGUGGUUGGAGUCUCUCUGGUGUCCUUUGGCAUUCAGUCAUCUGCCAUCUCUGUGGUGAAGAUCUUGCGUGUGUUGAGGGUGUUGCGGCCCCUGAGGGCCAUUAACAGAGCCAAGGGCCUCAAGCAUGUGGUCCAGUGUGUAUUUGUGGCCAUCAGGACCAUUGGCAACAUCAUGAUCGUCACCACGCUGCUACAGUUCAUGUUCGCCUGCAUAGGAGUGCAGCUAUUCAAGGGCAAGUUCUAUCGCUGCACAGACGAUGCCAAGUCCAGCCCAGAGGAAUGCAAAGGCACAUACAUCCUGUAUAAGGAUGGAGAUACAGCGUUGCCUGCAGUUAGGGAGAGGAUCUGGUACAACAGUGACUUCAACUUCGACAACGUCCUCAUGGCCAUGAUGGCUCUGUUCACCGUCUCUACAUUUGAAGGCUGGCCUGCUCUGCUGUACAAGGCCAUCGACUCCAACAGAGAGAAUAUGGGUCCCAUCUACAACUACCGCGUGGAGAUCUCCAUCUUCUUCAUCAUCUACAUCAUCAUCAUCGCCUUCUUCAUGAUGAACAUCUUUGUCGGUUUCGUCAUCGUCACCUUCCAGGAGCAGGGAGAGAAAGAGUACAAGAACUGUGAGCUGGACAAGAACCAGCGUCAGUGUGUGGAGUAUGCUCUGAAGGCUCGUCCACUGAGAAGGUACAUCCCUAAGAACCCCUACCAGUAUAAGUUCUGGUAUGUGGUCAACUCCACAGGCUUUGAGUACGUCAUGUUCGUCCUCAUCAUCCUCAACACACUGUGUCUGGCCAUCCAGCACUAUGGCCAGUCUCACCUGUUCAACUAUGCCAUGGACAUCCUCAACAUGGUCUUCACUGGCGUAUUCACUGUGGAGAUGAUCUUUAAACUCAUCGCCUUCAAACCCAGGGGGUAUUUUGGGGAUGCCUGGAACGUCUUCGAUGCCCUGGUGGUGAUCGGCAGUGUAGUAGACAUCAUUCUCACUCAGGUAGACGCCAUCCCAGUGGUGAAGGUGAUUGUGGACCCAGGGAACACUGAGGACAGCGCUCGCAUCUCCAUCACAUUCUUCCGUCUGUUUCGAGUCAUGCGAUUGGUCAAGCUGCUCAGCAGAGGGGAGGGCAUCCGAACGCUCCUGUGGACCUUCAUUAAGUCCUUCCAGGCUCUUCCCUAUGUUGCCCUUCUGAUAGCCAUGUUAUUCUUCAUCUAUGCUGUUAUUGGAAUGCAGGUGUUUGGAAAGAUUGCCUUGGUAGGCCACACACAGAUUAACCGAAACAACAACUUCCAGACCUUUCCUCAAGCUGUCCUGAUGCUCUUCAGGUGUGCUACAGGUGAGGCGUGGCAGGAGAUCAUGCUGGCAUGUCUGCCAGGGAAGCUGUGUGACUCGGAGUCAGACUACAACCCUGGAGAGGAGAGAACCUGUGGCAGCGGAUUCGCCAUCAUCUACUUCAUCAGCUUCUACAUGCUCUGCGCCUUCCUGAUCAUCAACUUGUUUGUUGCAGUCAUCAUGGAUAACUUUGACUAUCUGACACGUGAUUGGUCCAUUCUGGGCCCUCACCACCUGGAUGAGUUUAAAAGGAUCUGGUCUGAGUACGACCCUGAGGCCAAGGGCAGGAUAAAGCAUCUGGAUGUGGUGACCUUGCUGAGACGCAUCCAGCCCCCUCUAGGCUUCGGCAAGCUGUGUCCACACAGAGUGGCCUGCAAGAGACUGGUUGCAAUGAACAUGCCCCUGAACAGUGAUGGCACAGUCAUGUUCAAUGCCACUCUGUUUGCCUUGGUGAGGACCGCUCUGAAGAUCAAAACUGAAGGCAACUUGGAACAGGCCAAUGAGGAGUUGCGAGCGGUCAUCAAGAAGAUCUGGAAGAGGACCAGCAUGAAGCUGCUGGACCAAGUGGUGCCCCCUGCAGGCGAUGAUGAGGUAACCGUGGGGAAGUUCUAUGCCACCUUCCUGAUACAGGACUACUUCAGGAAAUUCAAGAAACGCAAAGAGCAAGGCCUGGUGGGAAGACACUCAUUCUCCAGCCUGAACUCCACCAUCGCCCUCCAGGCUGGCCUCCGCACACUGCAUGAUAUUGGGCCCGAAAUUCGCCGAGUCAUAUCAUGUGACCUGCAAGACGAGGGCCUUGUAGACAUGAAUGCAGAAGAAGAUGACGAGGUGUCUAGGAGGAACGGCGUGCUGUUCGCCAACCACACCAAUCACGUUAACGGGGACCACCGGGGUUCUGUCACCCAGCGGCCCCUCCAGGUCCCGCCUCCUUCCUGCCAUGCAUUCGUGGAGCCCUCUCAGGUUGGCUCUGAGGAAGGGGCUGGUGACCCCCACCCCUACAACCACUACUACCCCAAAUCCCCCAUGUCCUCCAACGCCAACCUCAACAACGCCAACAUCCCCACCCUGCCCUCCCUGACCAAAGGGGGGCAGCGGUGCUGUCUCCGCCGAGAGGACUCGUCCGCUAAUGGGGCACCCUCUUCCAGCUCGCACCGCAAGAGUGUUGACUUCGACACCCUCACCACGGUCCAGUCUGCAAGGAGGCUCUACUAUGAGACCUACAUUAGGUCAGAAUCAGGGGGUGUUCUGUACCCAACCAUCCGUAGAGAGAAGCCAGGGGGAGCGGACAGUGAUGAUGACAAGGGCUCAGGAGAAUACUUCAGUGGAGAGGAGUACCAGGAGGACGACCUCAUGUUGCACAAGGACAGGAUGCCCCAUAGGGAGUUUCAAGACCUUCAAACUGACUUGGACACAAAUGCAUCGAGGGGUUACCAUCAACCAGAUAGUCUCUAUGACGACGACCAACAACCCAUUUACCAAGAUGGUGGGCGGUCGCCAAAGCGACGGUUGUUCCCCUCUACACCCCAGGCACCCCACAGACCCUCCUUCAACUUUGAGUGUCUGCGGAGACAUAGCAGUCAGGAUGAUGACAUCCCCUUGACCCCUUCCGUUCCCCAUCGAACAGCUCUACCCCUGCAUCUGAUGCAGCAACAGGUGAUGGCAGUGGCUGGCCUGGACUCCAGUAGAGUCCAGCGUCUCUCUCCAUCACGCUCUCUACGUUCCUGGGCCACGCCCCCCACCUCCCCCAUUAGCAGGGACCACUCCCCAUACUACACCCCCCUCAUCCAGGUGGACUGGCGUGGUCCCGGGAGUGUGAGCAGCACCCCUGGCUCUGUGAGAAGAAGCUCCUGGUACACUGACGCCCCGGAAGCCCCCUUGAGCCUCACCUACUCCCCCUCACAGCUCCAGAUCCCCCCAGAGUACCGCAGGCAGUACCACCAGAAGAUAGGCAGUGCCAACAGCCUAGUAGAGGCCGUGUUGAUUUCAGAAGGACUGGGGAAAUACGCCAAGGACCCCAAAUUUGUGGCGGCGACGAAGCAUGAGAUCGCAGACGCCUGCGAGAUGACCAUCGAUGAGAUGGAGAGUGCCGCCAGCAACCUGCUGAAUGGCAGUAUGGGUAAUGGAGCGGGGGAAACCGGGGCCACGGACAAAGUGAUGGCCACGAACCUCAGGGACCGUAAUCUCCAUGACUACAGUGAUGAGGAGCCGGACACGAGUGUGAAAUGUGAAGAAGAUCUGACUGAUGAGAUGAUAUGCAUCAGCACCCUAUAGCAUUCAGUCACAUAGGCUGACAUGGCACCCUAUAGCAUUCAGUCACAUAGGCUGACAUGGC